GGGCCAGCUGCAGUUCUGCUAGACAGGAGUGCGCUGACACUCCAGAAGCGGCGAGGGCUGCGUCCGAACGUAUAUUCAACAUAAUAAUAGACACAAACAAAUCACUACGAGUAUAUGCAGAUUUUUUUAUUUUAUUUUUUUGUUCGAGAAAGUUGAAGACUUAUGAUACGUGCACCUUUAUUCUUGUCAUAGCGAAUGUGUAAAAUAGCGCGCUCCUUCACACACCGGUAAAUUAAACUGAGUAUGAAUUUGCACGUGUUAAUUGUCUGCUAUCCGGAACUACCAUCUAAACUCGUGCCAGGACUCCCGACCUCAGCCUGAAGAUACAGGGCAGUGGAGAGCUCACUUCAGGCCAAACCGCUGCUCGUCCUCGCCAUGGAAACAGACCCAGCGAGCCGCCGCUCGAGCGCCAGGACCGGGACCAGGCCCGUCGGCCCUGCCCAGCUGUGGGCGUGUCUGCUGGGGACGCUGCUCUGCAUCCUGCCCGCCACGGACUGCGUCAAGCAGACCAUACCCAGGGUCAAGCUGGGCUUCAAAGAGCUGCUGGUCUCCGGCAGUGUGGCCCCCUUCCUGGGCGGGGGGGAGGUGGAGAGCCUGCUGCUGGACGAGGAGAGGGGCCGGCUGCUGCUGGGGACCAGAGACCACGUCUUCCUGCUGGACCUGGAGCAGCUCAACAGGAACCCCAGGAAGGUCAGCUGGCCGGCUCCCAGAGACACGGUGGAGAUGUGCAAACUCGCCGGCAAAAACGCGCACACGGAGUGCGCUAAUUUCGUGCGGGUCCUGCACAGCUACAACAGGACGCACGUGUACGCCUGCGGGACCGGGGCCUUCAGCCCCCUGUGCGCCUUCCUGGAGAUUAGGGGCCAAGGAGAGGACACCGUGUUCCACCUCCUCCCGAACAGCGUGGAAUCCGGGCGGCUGAAGUGUCCUUUUGAUCCCCGCCAGCCGUUCGCCUCUGUUCUAACAGACCAGUACCUGUACGCGGGAACGGCGUCCGACUUCCUGGGAAAGGACACGACCUUCACCCGCUCCCUCGGCCCCGCCCACGAGCCGCAGCACUUCCUGAGGACGGACAUAUCCGAGCACUACUGGAUCAACGAGGCCAAGUUCAUCGCCGCCCAUCCCGUCUCCGACACCUACAACCCGGACGACGACAAGAUUUACUUCUUCUUCCGCGAGGCGUCUCGGGACGGGGGCUCCGGUGACAAGAGCGUGCUCUCCCGCGUGGCCCGGGUCUGCAGGAAUGACAUCGGGGGCUUGAGGAGCCUGACCAGCAAGUGGACCACGUUCCUGAAGGCCAGGCUGGUGUGCUCCAUCCCGGGGAGGGACGGGGUGGACACGCACUUCGAUGAGCUGCAGGACAUUUUUCUGCUCCCAACUCGAGAUGAGAGGAAUCCCAUUGUGUACGGAGUCUUCACCACCACAAGCUCCAUCUUCAGGGGCUCGGCAGUGUGUGUGUACAGCAUGGCCGACGUCCGCGGCGUUUUCAACGGCCCGUACGCGCACAAGGACGGGCCCGACCAUCGCUGGGUGGAGUACGAGGGCAGGAUUCCCUACCCCCGGCCCGGGACCUGUCCGAGUAAGACCUAUGACCCUCGGAUAAAGACGACCAAAGACUUCCCCGACGAAGUGGUGAGCUUCGUCAAAUACCACCCCAUGAUGUACAAGGCCGUGUACCCGGUCACCGGCAGGCCCCUGUUCACCCGCAUCAACGUGGACUACCGGCUGACCCGCAUCGCCGUGGACCGCGUGGCGGCCGAGGACGGCCAGUACGCCGUCAUGUUCCUGGGGACAGACGUGGGCACGGUUCUGAAGGUGGUGAGCAUCACGCAGGAGAACUGGGUCACGGAGGAGGUGGUUCUGGAGGAGCUGCAGGUGUUCCAGACUCCCUCUCCCAUCGUGAAUAUGAAGAUCUCCUCCAAACAGCAACAGCUGUACGUGGGGUCCCGGGACGGGCUGGCGCAGGUGUCUCUGCACCGCUGCAGCCUGUACGGCCAGGUGUGCGCCGAGUGCUGCCUGGCGCGGGACCCCUACUGCGCCUGGGACGGCGCCCAGUGCUCCCGAUACAUGCAGGCCUCUAAGAGGCGGGCCAGGAGACAGGAUAUCAAACAUGGCGACCCCUCAAGCCAGUGCUGGGAUUUGGAGGAGACCACAGCGGGCGAUCGGGUGGAGGAGAAGCUGAUUUUCGGGGUGGAGCACAACUCCACCUUCCUGGAGUGCGUCUCGAAGUCCCAGCAGGCCCAGGUGCGCUGGUUCCUUCAGCGUCCCGGGUCGGAGCUCUGGGAAGAGGUUAAGCCGGACGAGCGGGUGAUCCGGACGGACCUGGGGCUGCUGAUCCGGGCCGUCCACCGGCGGGACGGGGGGCUGUACCUCUGCACGGCCCAGGAGCACUCCUUCACCCGCACCCUGCUGCGGGUGGCCCUGCGCGUGAUCGACCCCGCCCACGCCGAGCCCCGCGACCCCGCCGCCGAGGCGCGCCAGCGCUACAAGGACUACCUGCACCUGAGCGGCGGCCCGGCGCCGGGCCUGGACCGCUACUGCGAGACGCUGUGGGUACGCGAGCGGCGCCAGCGGCAGAAGGCCAAGUGGAAGCACGCGCAGGAGCUGAAGAAGAUGAGGAACCGGCGGCACCACGCCCAGCCCGAGCCCGCGCUCACAUAAGGGCACGGUGUGGAGCAGCGGGGGAGCCCAGCCCUGCGGGAUUCAAUCCUCUGGCCGUAUAGCGGAAUUCCAUAUCCCCGGUAUUCAAACCAAACAUUGAAUAUCCGCUAAAUUAUAAGAGAUGCGUAUUUAGCGGUGGUCUUCCCUUUCUGACUGCACCUUCAAGAGGAUACAGUGUCUGAUGAAUGAAAGAGAGGCAUAAAAUGAGUGGACGGCCCAUUUUCACAUUUUGAAACAAAUUUUGUUUUUUUAAUUAUUUGCGAGGCCUUAGUGGUUCUGGUUUGAAUACCGGAGAAUGGAAAACCGCUAUAGCGGAAUGAUUGAGACUUGUUCAGACGCUGCAGGUCUGCACCGACCUGCUACAUGAGACAACAUGAGGCAACUGAGAAUAUACCUCCCUACACCAGCUGCCCCUGUCUGCAAAUGAAAUGCCUUUGCUUGUGGCAUUACUCCACGCAUGGGGUGGCUUAAUUAUAACCAGAACGACAAUGCAUUCAUGUUGAAUAAGUGUAAAAAGUCCAAUGUGCUUGUACAGGAGAGCAUGCGUGCUUUAGUGUUUCUGUUAAUUAUAUAAAUACUUGGAAGUCAAAUUUUUGUAACCAAGCAUUUUGCAUAGGUCAAUGAAAAUACCAUAUUUUUGUAUGAAACUUACACUAAUAGGUCUACCAAUAUUUUCUGUUUUGUAGGUGAUGUAGCAAUUAAAUAUUAUUAAAAUGUUAUUUAUAUUUA
Anguilla anguilla (European eel) is the source of this 3390-nucleotide messenger RNA. RefSeq names its product sema domain, immunoglobulin domain (Ig), short basic domain, secreted, (semaphorin) 3D (gene sema3d). Gene Ontology annotation, biological process: neural crest cell migration; positive regulation of cell migration; axon guidance. The record is from RefSeq and is a predicted model, not a curated record. Bases 376 to 2661 code for a protein of 761 amino acids. Gene Ontology annotation, molecular function: semaphorin receptor binding; chemorepellent activity. The transcript is spliced from 18 exons. NCBI's taxonomy places the organism in Eukaryota, Metazoa, Chordata, Actinopteri, Anguilliformes, Anguillidae.